GGAGUCUGCAGCCAGCCAGCCAGCCAGCCUGUGUGGCGUACAGCAGCAGAGACGAGAGGGGCAGAAAGAAAACAUACAGUACAGCAGCUAAAGGCAAGAUGGCUUUCAUAGCCUGCUGAGGCAGUGUGCAGUGUUUAGAACCAUCUUCUGCUAUUCUGGAAUCUAACCGGGAUCUAAGAAGGGAAGCGCUUGGUUCUCAAGGGUUCUAGAUCAGAGGAGAUCAGCUCCAAUGAGUGUACCAGCAGCAGCAGCACAGAAAGCAGACAGCAACAGUGAAAUGCAGUCGCCUGCAGUGUCUCCCUCCUUCCUCCCCAGCCAGCCAGGAAAGAUUCCCGGCAGGAAGAGGGGGAGACCCCCACUACAUCGCAAGAUGGAUUUUCCAACCCACUACCCUGAAUCCCUCCCUCCCCUCAAAGUGCCCAAGAAGAGGGGGAGAAAACCUGGCUUCAAGCUGAAGCCCAGGAUGGUGAUGAAUCCCCUGGCCAUCUCUCCUCCCAGCAGCACCCCAGAACCAGACAUGAGCUCCAUCCCCCAGGACGCUGCUACCAUCCCCCACUCUGCCACGCCCCAGAUGCUCACAGUGUGUAUCUACAUCAACAAGCACGUCAACAUGGGUCCCAACCUGGACAGGAAGAAGCUGCAGCAGCUCCCAGAUCAUUUUGGGCCCGACAGGCCCUCCGUGGUGCUGCAGCAGGCCGUCCAGGGGUGCAUCGACAGCGCCUUCCAGCAGAAAGCGGUGUUCACUCUCCUCACACAGGGCUACGGAGGGGAGAAAAUAUCAGCCACCUUCGAUGGGAAGCAGCACCUUCUGAGUCUGCCUGUGGUCAACAGCAUUGGCUACGUGCUACGCUUUCUCAAGAAGCUCUGUCGCAGCUUGCACUGUGAAAACCUCUUCAGCGACCAACCAAUCCCCCAGCAUAAUAAUGCCUCCUACCAAUCAGAGGCUGAAACUUCCAUGCCAGAGGAGUAUCUUCUGGACCCGUCAGACAAACGGUACUCAAUGGACCCAGGUGACUCCGCCUUCAGUGCCAUAAGCUCCUCCUACUCAUCCAAACCAUCCUAUGGGUUCCGCUCCUCGCAGCAGUUCCCCAACGGCUCCUCCCCCUUGGGUAUGUGUAGACAGACGUCCAGCCCUAACACCUUCCUGGAAGGCAACAGGAUAGUGUACAAUCAAUCUCAGGACUCCCAGGAGUCCAAGGCGUCCCCCAGUAAGGACCCUUCCACCUGGAGUGUAGAGGAUGUGGUCUGGUUCAUCAGAGACGCUGACCUGCAGUCCCUGGGCCCUCACGUGGACGUCUUCAGGAAGCAUGAGAUAGACGGCAACGCGUUGUUACUUCUAAAGAGUGACAUGAUCAUGAAGUACCUAGGACUGAAGCUGGGGCCAGCCCUGAAGCUCUGCUAUCACAUCGACAAACUAAAACAAAACAAGUUCUAAAUCUGAACACUUUUUCACUUAAUCAAUCUGUGGGACCCAACUUUGUGGAUGCGUUCCAAAUGGCACCCAUACUCCACUACUUUUGACCAUAGCCCUAUGGGCCCUGGUUAAAAGUGGUACAAUAUAUAGGGAAUAGGGUGCCAUUUGAGACGCUAUAUUUUACUGAUUAUUUUUGCAUUUUCAUCGAUCAUGUAGCUAAAGAAAACAAUGUGAUCAUGUGAUUGACAGAAUACGUUUUUGGAUAUUCUAGUUUUUCUGUUGAAACAAGGUUUUGGUUUAUACAGAUGGCAAAAAUAUGCAAAUUGUGGAAUGCAUAACUGAUACACUGGCUGACAAUGCCUGGAAGAGGAUACAGCUGUCCCAUAAAUGAGCUUAUUAAGGCACCUAUGCGCCCUGGUAAAACAUACCAAGUCACGUUUAUGAUCGGUUGAGAAGUGUGAAUUAUUUUAGAUAAACUGUUAUUUAUACUUGGUCUCAAAUCUUCGGUUAUUACUUUGUUUUAAUGGUUAUAAAAAAAGGGGGGUCUCCACAAAUGUGUGACAAACACAUCAAAACUGUCCCAUAUAGUUUUUAUUCUAUAGCUUUACAAAAGUGACUUGAAUGUGUCGUAGGGUUGAAGCUAUUGAUAAAGUUCUAAACAUAUCAAUGCAUGUGAUUAAAAACAUUAAACAGUACUAUACUUUUUUUAUUUAUUUUUUACACAACAUAAUAUAAACUAAACUCAAUGCAGAAAUUCAAACGACUUUGCGUAUUGUUUUACAUAUUGUUUUGAUAAAAUUGCCAAAUAUAUCAUGUUUGUGCUCCAACACAUAACAAUGAGUCAUUUAUACAGUUGAAUGUACCAGAUGGUCAAAUAAUGAUCUCCAGCAUCCUCACAACCUAUUUACUGUGUACAUUUUUUUUUUACUACAUAUCAUUCUUGAAACAGAGUUGGAGAGCAAUGGAUGAGAACACUCACUGCAUAACUUCAAUUGACCUACAGUAUUGGAGUAUUAGGCCAUUCAACAAUGCUUGUGUAUGCCAAUUUGGCAGUAUGUGUACUUUUUAGUAACCUGUGUGUCAUUGCUGCUGUAUCCAAUUACAUGUAAACCAACCUGGGACUAGUGUAUAUUAUUUUGAAAAUCAUAUUGGAAAGAUCUAUACUGUAAGUCAGAGAAUAACCACUGGAUGGAUUCAUUAAUUUGUACUGGUGCUAAAGAAGUUCUCAAUGUAUUUGAAUAUCUCAUGUUUGCUUUUGUGUUGUGAGACUUAAAUAGAAAACAAUCAAUGUGUGUAUUUAACCUGGCUGUGUAUCCUAUCUAAGUAAUAACAUUAAGAAAAUAUUAAGGAAACAAGGUGUGGUUUGACAAGCAUCUUUCUUUGUGAUAUCAACCAUCUUUCAGAAUGAAAUCAAGCUUGGGACUCAUGUAAAAAAAUAAUAAAGAAAUGUUACCAAA
Messenger RNA from Coregonus clupeaformis (lake whitefish), 2871 nucleotides. Its product is annotated as sex comb on midleg-like protein 4. Bases 230 to 1435 code for a protein of 401 amino acids. Gene Ontology annotation, molecular function: protein binding. The transcript has 8 exons. The record is from RefSeq and is a predicted model, not a curated record. NCBI's taxonomy places the organism in Eukaryota, Metazoa, Chordata, Actinopteri, Salmoniformes, Salmonidae.